This is a messenger RNA of Vollenhovia emeryi, 3531 nucleotides long. RefSeq lists its product as uncharacterized. Gene Ontology annotation, molecular function: aspartic-type endopeptidase activity; nucleic acid binding. Gene Ontology annotation, biological process: proteolysis; DNA integration. The record is from RefSeq and is a predicted model, not a curated record. The transcript has 2 exons. Lineage: Eukaryota; Metazoa; Arthropoda; Insecta; Hymenoptera; Formicidae. Bases 1 to 3531 code for a protein of 1176 amino acids.
AUGCUACAACUGUCUAGGAGGUCACAGAGUUUCAGCCUGCCGUAUCGAGCUAGUACCUCUCCCUCGAAUUCGACUGAGAAAAGCACCAACGCAGAAGAUACUGCCUCCAAACCUCAAGAUGCACAAGUUAAUCACUCUGCUGUAACUCAUAAAACGUUUAGUAUUCUUUUAGCCACGGCGCAAGUUAAAGUCAUCUCGGCACAUGGAGAAACUGCUAAAGUUCGAGCUUUGAUAGACCAAGGAUCGGAGAUUUCUCUCGUUUCUGAACGAUUAGUACAACGUCUGAAGCUUCCUCGGAAUCAUUCUACCUUAUCACUCGUGGGCAUUGGCGCUCAAAAGGCAAAUCAAACUAAAGGCGUAACAUCUUUCAAGAUAGCACCGCAUUAUGACUCAUCUAUAGGUCUUACUGUAUCAGCUCACAUUUUGCCGAGACUUACGUCAUCUGUUCCUUCACUGAAAGCAGAUAGCACUUCUUGGGCUCACUUAAAAGGCAUAACGCUUGCUGACCCGGACUUCUGUACACCCCAAUCGAUAGAUCUUAUAUUAGGAGCUGAUAGCUACAACCAGAUUAUUGAGGACGGAUUAUUAAGAGAAUCGGCCGAUCAACCCAUUGCUCAGUUUACCAAAUUAGGUUGGAUAAUCUCCGGACCUACUGGCUCAUCUAACACAUCGAUUACUGCUAACGGAUAUCAUGUAUCUGUAGAUCAAGAGCUCUACAAUUUACUUCACCGUUUCUGGGAACUUGACAGUGUGCCGUCAUCCGCUCCUCGUUUGUCACCCGAAGAACAACAGUGCGAAAGUCACUUUGCAGCGACUCACAGCAGGGAUACUACGGGAAGAUAUAUUGUUCGACUCCCGUUUAAGCAUUCUACGGAAAAGCUUGGAGAAUCCAAAGCUAAGGCUCAUCGUAUGAUGACACAUCUGUUAACAAAGUUGGAACGAAAUCCCGGAUUGGCUCACUCUUACAAACAAUUCAUGACGGAAUACGAUCAAUUGCAUCACAUGCAGCGUGUUGCAAACUCUCAACCAGAACCUCCUCACGCCUACUACCUUCCUCAUCACGGGGUAUGGCGAGAAAACAGCUUGACUACUAAACUUCGAGUUGUUUUUAAUGGCUCCAGCCGUACAACAUCCGGAUAUUCAUUGAACGACUUACUUCACACUGGAAAAAAACUACAGAAGGAACUCAUCAAUGUCCUCUUUUGGUUCCGAUUAUUUCGCUACGUUUUUACUGCAGACGUGGAGAAAAUGUACAGGCAGAUUCACGUUCAUCUUGAAGAUUGGGAUUACCAACGGAUAAUUUGGAUUGAUGACUCGAAUCAUCUUGUCACGUAUUGUCUUACAACCGUUACCUAUGGCUUGGCGUGUGCACCAUAUCUGGCCCUACGCACCUUUGAACAACUAGUGCAAGACGAAGGAACGAAGUUUCCAUUGGCGGUCUCUACUCUUAACAAGGGACGAUAUGUCGACGACGUGUUCGGUGGCGCAGAUUCAAUUGAGGAGGCCAGCCAGAUUGUUGAACAGUUGCAUCGGUUGUGUAUGGCGGGUGGUUUUCCGCUUCAAAAGUGGACUAGCAAUCACCAAGAUGUUCUUGCCUCGAUUGCGCCGGGAAAGCAGAUCAACGCUACAUCACUUCAAAUUGAAGAAACCUUUCAGGUUAACGCUCUCGGAUUAAUCUGGCAACCGUCUACGGAUACCUUUCAUUUCACGUGGAAUUUGACUGCAACCGACGUCAUCACUAAACGCUCAAUACUAUCUAUCGUUGCCAAGUUGUUUGAUCCUCUUGGAUUCCUCUCACCAGUUAUAAUUCAAGCGAAGGUUCUUAUUCAGGAACUCUGGACGAUCAACUUAGGUUGGGAUGAUCCCGUGCCCUCGCACAUAUCACAGAAGUGGACUCACUAUCUUACACAAUUCCAAGAUAUGCCCAACUUUUCCAUACCUAGAUGGAUCGGAUUUAAAUCGGAUUACAAAAUGGAGAUCCAUGGAUUUUAUGACGCGUCUCAGAAAGCGAUCGCAGCUGCUGUAUAUAUUCGGACUGUAAACUCUGACGGGCAUGUAAACACUACGCUCUUAUCGUCUAAAACCAAAGUUGCCCCGUUGAAAAGACAGACUAUACCGCGAUUGGAAUUAGCAGGAGCGGUUCUGUUAACUAAACUUGUAUCAUGUAUUCUAGCGGUAUACGAAAUCCCUGACGUUCCUAUUUAUCUUUGGACGGAUUCUGCGAUUACUCACACGUGGCUUACGAAUCAUCCAUCACGAUGGAAAGAAUUCGUUCACAAUCGAGUGUGCUACGUUCAAGAGACUCUCCCUCACGCUCGAUGGAAUUUCGUACCUGGGAAGGACAACCCAGCAGACCUGGCUACCAGAGGUUUGACACCUAACCAAUUGCUUGACGAGCUUGCCUGGUGGACAGGACCACCAUGGCUGUCCGAUCAUUCUUCAACGUGGCCUAAAGAACCGCAGAAACCACAUCAAAGCGUGCAUCUGGAAGAAAAGGCGGUUCAAGUUUCUACAAUCAGCACGAACAUGAGUACCACACUAUGGGAUCUUAUUCACAGAUACUCUAACUUAACACGAUUGAGUCGCAUCACAGCCAUCUGUCGACGAGUCAUAUCUAGAUUGAGAGGAACACGCACUUCAUCAAUGACUCACCCGCUAGCUCCUGAAGAGUUAGAAAGCUCAAUGCUUUACUGGGUAAAAGCCGUUCAGCAACUUACCUUUCACUUGGAGAUAAAAGCACUGUCAAACGGCAAUCCACUUCCCAAGGCCAGUUCGCUACUGCGUCUUACGCCAUUCAUUGAUUCAGCCGGACUCAUUCGCGUCGGAGGACGCCUUCACUCUGCCGCACUGUCUAAUAAUGCUAAGCAUCCGCUAAUAUUACCGAAGAAUUCGACCUUGACUACACUUCUGAUUGCUGACGCUCAUAACCGUACAUUACACGGAGGGACACAAGUCACCUUGGCUUUCAUACGUAACAAUUAUUGGAUUGUUGGUGGACGGGCUCCGGUCCGCUCUUUUAUUCUUAAAUGCGUACGAUGUUCCAGAUUUCGUCAGAAGAGAGCACAGCAGCUGAUGGGCCAGCUCCCAAUCGAAAGAGUCACUCCGUCUAGACCUUUCUUGCAUUCAGGGAUUGAUUACGCCGGCCCGCUGCUUAUCAAAACUUGGAGGGGUCGAAACGCUCGUACAUACAAAGCAUACAUAGCCUUAUUUGUGUGUCUAUCCACAUCUGCCAUUCACCUGGAAUUUGUAACGGAUUAUACCGCAGAUGCCUUCAUUGCAGCCUAUAAGAGAUUCGCAGCCAGGCGUGGAAUAUGCGCAACUCUAACUAGUGAUUGUGGAUCAAAUUUAAAGGGGGCUGACGAAGAACUCAAACGUCUUUUAUCUUCUUCAUCACAGGAAUUUGGUCGACUGGCCGCUAUGCUUGCAAACGAUGGAACACGAUGGAAAUUUAUCCCGCCAGCAGCUCCGCACUUUGGAGGAAAAUGGGAGGCUGGCGUCCGGUCAGUUAAGAACCAUGAGUUAAGAACCUGA